CAACCAUUCCAUUGAAAGUUCAGCAGAGAACCAGACGAACCGAUGGCAUCAUUCCAAUUUUCAGUGUCUUCUUUUUCCAAGCCCUUAAACCCAUCAUCAGUCUCCAACAAAAACCCUACCAUCUUCAAUCUACUAUGUAAUCCCCAACACCUCAAAACAACACUAUCCCCACAACCCCUCUUUCUCAAAUCCACUCCUCCCAUUUCUCAUCUCUUUAUCAGGUCCCUAAAAACCCCACAAUGUCGUAUUUCUUCAACUCCAAUCACUUCCCUUUUUACCGGCAUAGUUGAAGAAAUGGGUCAAAUCAAGCAACUUGGUUACACCCAACCCGACAGUUUCACCAUGAUAAUCCAGGCUAAACUCAUUCUUGAUGACAUCAACCUAGGCGACAGCAUUUCUGUCAACGGUACUUGUUUAACUGUUGCUGAUUUCGAUACCCAGAAGUUGGAAUUUAGUGUUGGAUUGGCUCCAGAAACACUUAGAAAGACUUCCUUAAUUGAAUUGGAAAAAGGGUCUUUGGUUAAUUUGGAAAGGGCUUUAAGACCUAGUACUAGAAUGGGUGGUCAUUUUGUGCAAGGACAUGUUGAUGGUACUGGUGAGAUUGUUGAGCUUAAACCUGAAGGGGAUUCUUUGUGGGUGAAGGUUAAGACUGGGAAAGAAAUUUUGAGGUAUAUUGUGCCUAAAGGAUUUAUUGCUGUGGAUGGGACUAGUUUGACUGUAGUUGAUGUGUUUGAUGAAGAGGAAUGUUUUAACUUCAUGUUGGUGGCUUACACUCAGCAAAAUGUGGUGAUUCCAAUGAAGAAAGUGGGACAGAAGGUUAAUCUUGAGGUGGAUAUAUUGGGCAAGUAUGUGGAGAGGCUUCUUAGUAGUGGCUUUGUGGAUUCCAUCAAAUCUUCAUGAAAAAGGUUGUUUCUUUGUCCUUCAUUUUGUCUUUGUAACUUGCUUUCGC
Molecule: messenger RNA, 949 nt
Organism: Lycium ferocissimum
Lineage: Eukaryota; Viridiplantae; Streptophyta; Magnoliopsida; Solanales; Solanaceae
Product: riboflavin synthase-like
Exons: 1
Coding region: 43-900 (285 amino acids)
Biological process (GO): riboflavin biosynthetic process
Molecular function (GO): riboflavin synthase activity
Source: RefSeq, a predicted model, not a curated record